Molecule: messenger RNA, 1542 nt
Organism: Camelina sativa (false flax)
Lineage: Eukaryota; Viridiplantae; Streptophyta; Magnoliopsida; Brassicales; Brassicaceae
Product: UDP-galactose/UDP-glucose transporter 4
Biological process (GO): transmembrane transport; 3'-phosphoadenosine 5'-phosphosulfate transport
Cellular component (GO): endoplasmic reticulum membrane; Golgi membrane
Molecular function (GO): 3'-phosphoadenosine 5'-phosphosulfate transmembrane transporter activity
Source: RefSeq, a predicted model, not a curated record
AAAUACGAAGUACUCUGACAAAAAGUGAUCGUGAGCGUAAAGUUAGAUAGAGAGAGAUAGUAAGAGAGGAAACAAAAAUAUAGAUAUCCAAAAGGAGAAUUCUUUUGUUCUUUCUUCAAUUUGAUAUUUAUACCUUUCUUCAUCUACUUGUCAAUAUCACUGACUCUUCUUCCACUUUUUACUAAUCCUACAUAUAUAUUCAAAAAGAGAUCAAUUUUUUCUAUAUGUAACAUUCAUCCUCUUUGGUUUGGUUUUUUAUUUUUUAUUUCUCUCUCUCUCUCUGUCUUUAUUCUAGAGAGAUCGAGAUCAUGAAGAACACCGAAGAACAAAUGAUAUCGCUCUUUGGAAUUCCUCUUUCUGAUAAACCGAGAUGGCAACAAUUUCUCAUCUGUUCUUCCGGUUUUUUCUUUGGUUACCUCGUUAAUGGCAUCUGUGAGGAAUAUGUGUACAACCGGCUUAAAUUCAGUUAUGGAUGGUAUUUCACAUUUGCGCAAGGAUUGGUGUAUAUUGCUCUGAUUUACAUGCAUGGCUUCAGGACGAAGCAAAUGGUGAAUCCAUGGAAGACUUACGUGAAAUUAUCUGGUGUUCUUAUGGGAUCUCACGGCCUCACCAAAGGCUCCUUGGCUUAUCUCAAUUACCCUGCUCAAAUCAUGUUCAAAUCCACUAAGGUUUUGCCGGUUAUGGUAAUGGGAGCAUUUAUACCUGGGUUGAGAAGAAAGUACCCAGUCCACGAGUACAUAUCCGCUUUGCUACUUGUAAUUGGUUUGAUCUUAUUCACAUUAGCUGAUGCCCAUUCAUCCCCAGACUUUAGCAUAAUUGGGGUUAUGAUGAUCUCGGGCGCUCUCAUCAUGGACGCCUUUCUUGGUAACUUGCAAGAAGCUAUCUUCACGAUGAAUCCCGAGACAACACAAAUGGAGAUGUUGUUCUGCUCGACGGUAGUUGGUUUACCGUUCUUACUCGCACCAAUGAUUCUUACCGGAGAGCUCUUCACAGCUUGGACUUCAUGUGCUCAACAUCCAUAUAUAUAUGGAGUGUUGGUGUUCGAAGCCAUGGCAACAUUUAUCGGACAAGUCUCUGUUUUAUGCCUCAUUGCGCUCUUUGGCGCAGCCACAACUGCUAUGAUAACAACGGCGAGAAAAGCAGUUACGUUGUUGUUGUCGUACUUGAUAUUCACUAAGCCUUUAACGGAACAGCAUGGCUCGGGAUUGUUACUCAUCUCUAUGGGAAUUAUCCUUAAAAUGGUUCCAGAUCCAAAUCCAAACCCGAAAUCUUCGAGUUCGGGUCAAACACCCCAGAAGCUGGAACGGGUUAAGUUUGAGAAGGAAGACGAUGAAGAGAGUCGGUCUUUGGUCUAAUAAACGACGAGAGAAAUGUUUCAAAACUCAAUUCUUAGUUCGUUUCACAUUUUUUAUCGUCAAUAUGUUUUGUGUUAUUAGAAAGUAGAUUUUGUUUUACUUCUUUGUAGUUCAGAAUCUUUUAACUCGAAACUUCAAUUUGAAACUUGAUCAAUACAAAUGCAAAGAAAAUGUUUGGGUUUUUUCA